GGUGUGGGCAACGAAGAAGGUUCGAGGAUGGUUAACCUCACUCAGCAUGCGCACGUCUGGUGGCCACGUGGCAGAACAACGAGAGCUGUUGCUUGAGGCGCACGGCGCGGGUGUUCGAGCAGCGACCGCAGAGGCUGCUACUAGCUUGGCGAACGCAUCCGCACUCUCCUCGCACUUUUCUCGCGUGCCUGAUCUGCUUCCCAGAGCUAUAUUCCGUGGCUCGUGAGCAAGCUUCGUCGUUCGAGUCUCGUGCGCCUGUUCGCCCUUCUUUCCGAGGGAACGCCGCUCUCCGAUCUUUCUCUUCCGUGUUCUUAUUUUCCUACCGACUUACCUCGGAGACAAGAUGGCUUGUAAAAUUUCCUCCCUGCGCCUGCUGUGUCGUUCAUCUGCUCCAAAUGUCGAUCCUGGUUUUAUUGCGACCCGCAUGUCAGGCAUUGCCAUGUGGCGGCAGAUGACCACCCUUGGCGGCCAGGGAAGCAAGGAAGCAAUGAAGGAAGAGCUUAAGCAUCGUGAAUGGCCGGAUAAGGGUACCACGAUUCAGGAGGGAGCAGAGGACAAGGCCAAGGCUGCGAAGGAGGCAGGCUAUGAAAGAGCGUAUGAAGACGCUGCUGAUAUUUACAAGGCGGAGGGUAUGAGUGGGAAGCUGAAGCAAGCAGGGCAUAUGGUCGCGGAUGCAGCCAAGGGGGUGGGUGAGAUGGCAUCCAAGGUUGCUGACAUGGGCAAAGAAGGUGUGGGUCGUGCUGCAGAAACUGCCAGGGGACUGGCGGGUGCACCUCCUCCCAAUGCAGAGGAGAGGAGGGAGACGGUGGAUGCACUUGGCAGGAGGACUGUUCAGGGCGCUGCUGAGGCUGCCAAGUCUGCUUCUGAAGUGGGCGGACAGAGGGGUGGCUCAUAAAAUGUGAUGUGUUGUUAGCUAGCACUACAAUUUGUAAAAUUUAAACUCUACAUGCUUGCGGAUUUUCUUGCUUGUUACACAAAAAUAGUGUCUUGCUUGUUACGCAUUGUCACGGAAAUAUUGUC
Molecule: messenger RNA, 1020 nt
Organism: Closterium sp. NIES-67
Lineage: Eukaryota; Viridiplantae; Streptophyta; Zygnematophyceae; Desmidiales; Closteriaceae
Source: the annotation of a GenBank genome assembly